Molecule: messenger RNA, 2034 nt
Organism: Huiozyma naganishii CBS 8797
Lineage: Eukaryota; Fungi; Ascomycota; Saccharomycetes; Saccharomycetales; Saccharomycetaceae
Gene: TPO4
Product: Tpo4p
Exons: 1
Coding region: 1-2034 (677 amino acids)
Biological process (GO): spermidine transport; spermine transport; transmembrane transport
Molecular function (GO): spermine transmembrane transporter activity; spermidine transmembrane transporter activity
Source: RefSeq, a predicted model, not a curated record
AUGAACUCUACCUCUACUCAAUCGUUGAAGCUUUCGCUCAGAGAGACCACCACUGCUGGCAACGACUUUAGCGAAGACUCACAUGACUCCGUGCAUGACAAAAUGAGUACUGCCAGGGACAUAAUCGCCGAGAACUCCGAAGUUGAUAAAGAAACACAUCCUGCUGAUGCGGGUUUCGCUGCUGGUGAAGAUGAGGUGAUAGAUCCAAAGACGUUAGAAUGGGAUGGUCCUGCCGAUAUGGACAACCCACACAAUUGGCCCACUUGGAAAAAAUGGGCCGUUACAAUGACCGCUGCGUUUCUGUGUCUUGUCGUGUCAAUGGGUUCAUCGCUGUACGUCUCCGGUGUCCCAGAACUGGUUGCAAAAUACCAUGUCAACCAGACACUCGCGCUAGCAGGGUUGACUUUCUACUUGCUAGGGUUGUCCACGGUCAUCGGUGCUCCGCUGAGCGAGGUGUUUGGUAGAAAACCAAUCUACGUCGUCUCUUUACCAGUCUCGUGUCUCUUCAUUAUGGGUGUGGGGCUGAGUGGAGGCCACAUGAGAGUGAUUUUACCGUUGAGGUUUUUCGCAGGUGCGUUUGCGUCACCAGCUCUGUCGAUUGCGUCUGGUACAAUCAUGGAUAUCUUUGACCUCGAUGAGGUCUCUGUAGCAAUGACGUUUUUCUGUUUGGCUCCCUUCAUGGGUCCAGUGCUAUCCCCCAUCAUGGCCGGAUUUGCAGCAGAGUACAGAAGUUGGAGGUACACUCAAUGGAUUCAACUGUUUGCCUCAGGGAUGGUGUUCCCCUUCAUCUUACUGAUGCCAGAGACUCACAAAGGUGUUAUCCUGAGGAAAAGAGCGGUGAAGAGGAAGAUGAACUUGAAAGUUAUGACAAAGGAGGAUAAAAUCGCAUUCUUAAAGCUGACUAUGACCAUUACAGUGUUCCGCCCCUUGAAAAUGCUCGUCGUGGAACCAACAGUUCUCGUUUUCUCCGUUUACAUCGCGUUCAUCUUCGCCGUUUUAUUCGCAUUCUUUGAAGCGUACCCUGUUAUCUACCGUGGUGUCUACAGAAUGGAUUACGGUAUCUCAGGGUUACCAUUCCUGGGUAUUGGUCUUGGUCUGUGGAUGGGGUCCCUCUUUUACAUCAUCAUAGAUCGGAAAUUUUUUUUCCCAAAGGCCCCAGAGGGAACUCCAAACUUGGAAAACCCUACCUCACUGCGUGUCGCUCCCUUCAGGGGCCACAGAGACCCUGUCACCAACGAACUGUUGCCCCUCAAACCGGAAAGAUUUUUGUUAGUUUGCAAAGUCGGGUCUGUAUCUUUGCCGAUUGCUCUAUUCUGGCAAGCGUGGACCGCGAGACCUGAUGUUCACUGGAUGGCACCAAUCGCCGCUGGUGUCCCCUUCGGUUUCGGAUUGAUUCUCAUCUUCUUCAGCGUCAUCAUGUACUUCUCCACAUGUUACCCACCACUGAUUGUCGCAUCAACACUAGCAGCCAACAACUUGCUAAGAUACGUCACAAGUAGUGUUUUCCCACUGUUCACAAUUCAGAUGUAUGAAAGGAUGAAGAUCAAGUGGGCAAGCACUCUCUUCGCAUUGAUUUGCGUGGUAAUGCUCCCCAUCCCUUGGAUCUUUGAAAGGUGGGGGAAGUCCAUGAGACAAAAAUCGCAGUUCGGGUACGCGGCUAUGAUGGCAGCACAGAGAGAGAUGGAAAGAGAGGCUCACGCAGGGGAGGACGGGAAGAACACCAAGGACGAGGACGAGGAUGAGGACAACGGCGAGGACGAUGAGGACUUGAACCUUACCAAAAUCGAUACUCUGCGUACUGUGGAGCAGGCCAUGUCUCACGACAGGGACCCAGACGCCGGUAGCUCGUACAGAAUCCACCACCAGACAUCGCGAACACCGCGCCACUCAUUCCACUCUACUUUAUCACACCAGUCUGAAAACAAGAAACACACGAACCAUCAGGAAACGGACUAUAAUGCGCUCUUUCCCAACACCAGUAACAGUGUAUCAGCUUCAAGUGAUACUGUUUCACAUGCAUCUAAGAUGGUUUAG